Messenger RNA from Lagopus muta (rock ptarmigan), 2043 nucleotides. It is a transcript of the gene PAX6, whose product is annotated as paired box 6. Gene Ontology annotation, biological process: anatomical structure development; regulation of transcription by RNA polymerase II. Bases 460 to 1770 code for a protein of 436 amino acids. NCBI's taxonomy places the organism in Eukaryota, Metazoa, Chordata, Aves, Galliformes, Phasianidae. The record is from RefSeq and is a predicted model, not a curated record. Gene Ontology annotation, molecular function: DNA-binding transcription factor activity, RNA polymerase II-specific; RNA polymerase II cis-regulatory region sequence-specific DNA binding. The transcript is spliced from 13 exons.
UUUUGCUGGAAGAUGAUGACAGAGGUCAGGCUGUGCUAAUGGGCCAGUGAAGAGCGGUGGAGGCGAGGCAGGAGCGGCCGCAUCCAUUAGCGCGGGGCCGCCAAUCAGAGAGGUGUGCUCCGGCCCCGCUCCGCCGCACACCGCGCCCGCUCCGCGCUGACAGCCACCGCGGUGUCAAUCUCUGUCUCCUUCCCAGGACCUCGGCAUCGCACCGCCGCCGCAGCCUCAGUGGAGACAAACUAUUUUGCGGGCAACUCUUUGGGAGCACGUCAGUGCCCGGCGGUGCGCCCCGUCCUGCUGACAGCAGCGGUGCCGCGGACAGGAUAUGCCUCUGCGAGAGGGCCGCCGGGAGUAGAGGCACGCAGAUGUGCGAGCCCCCACGCUGCAGGAGAGGACAGCGCGCCCGGCUUCCAGACCGCUCCAGGCGAGCCCCGCGGGACCCCGCUGCCCCGGCCCACCAUGCAGAACAGUCACAGCGGCGUGAACCAGCUCGGCGGGGUGUUCGUCAACGGGAGGCCGCUGCCCGACUCCACGCGGCAGAAGAUCGUGGAACUCGCGCACAGCGGCGCGCGGCCGUGCGACAUCUCCCGAAUCCUGCAGACCCAUGCAGAUGCAAAAGUCCAAGUGCUGGACAAUCAAAACGUGUCGAAUGGAUGUGUGAGUAAAAUUUUGGGCAGGUAUUACGAAACUGGCUCCAUCAGGCCCAGGGCGAUCGGAGGUAGUAAGCCGAGAGUAGCGACUCCCGAAGUUGUAAGCAAAAUAGCGCAGUAUAAACGAGAGUGCCCCUCCAUCUUUGCGUGGGAGAUUCGAGACAGAUUACUCUCGGAGGGGGUCUGUACCAACGAUAACAUACCCAGUGUGUCGUCGAUAAACAGAGUCCUCCGCAACCUGGCUAGCGAAAAGCAACAGAUGGGUGCCGACGGGAUGUACGACAAGCUAAGGAUGCUGAACGGGCAGACGGGGACAUGGGGCACCCGGCCCGGCUGGUAUCCCGGCACCUCGGUACCCGGACAGCCCGCACAAGACGGCUGCCCGCAGCAGGAGGGAGGAGGGGAGAACACCAACUCCAUCAGCUCCAAUGGGGAAGAUUCCGACGAGGCCCAGAUGAGACUUCAGCUGAAAAGGAAGCUGCAGAGAAAUAGGACAUCCUUUACCCAAGAGCAAAUCGAAGCCCUUGAGAAAGAGUUUGAGAGAACCCACUAUCCCGAUGUGUUUGCGAGAGAGCGACUAGCUGCUAAAAUAGAUUUGCCUGAAGCAAGGAUACAGGUGUGGUUUUCUAACAGAAGGGCCAAGUGGAGAAGGGAGGAGAAGCUGCGGAACCAGCGGAGACAAGCCAGCAACACUCCCAGCCACAUCCCCAUCAGCAGUAGUUUCAGCACAAGCGUUUACCAGCCGAUCCCACAGCCGACCACCCCCGUUUCCUCUUUCACAUCAGGUUCCAUGUUGGGCAGGACAGACACGGCGCUCACAAACACGUACAGCGCAUUGCCACCCAUGCCCAGCUUCACCAUGGCCAACAACCUGCCUAUGCAACCCCCAGUACCCAGCCAGACCUCCUCCUACUCUUGCAUGCUGCCCACCAGCCCGUCGGUGAACGGCCGGAGCUAUGACACCUACACCCCUCCGCACAUGCAGACACACAUGAAUAGCCAGCCCAUGGGCACCUCUGGCACCACUUCCACAGGUCUCAUUUCCCCUGGAGUGUCAGUUCCAGUUCAAGUUCCUGGCAGUGAACCUGAUAUGUCUCAGUACUGGCCAAGAUUACAGUAAAACAUGUGUUAAUUCCGUAAAUGACUAUAUGGACAACAGUUGGAUGUUCAGCAGUAUUUUCUAAAGGAAGAAUGGCUCUCAGAGUACUUCUGUACUGCAACUGUGCCCUACGCUGUAACACAUGGAAAAGACUCUAACAUGGACCUUUGUACACUGAAGGCGUUAUAUCGGUUGGAACAAAUCUUCAUUUUGGUAUCCAAACUUUUAUUCAUUUUGGUGUAUUAUUUGUAAAUGGGCAUUUGUAUGUUAUAAUGAAAAAAAAAAAAAGAACAA